This is a messenger RNA of Mucor velutinosus, 369 nucleotides long. RefSeq names its product Lanosterol synthase (Oxidosqualene--lanosterol cyclase) (gene ERG7). Bases 1 to 369 code for a protein of 122 amino acids. The record is from RefSeq and is a predicted model, not a curated record. The transcript is spliced from 2 exons. NCBI's taxonomy places the organism in Eukaryota, Fungi, Mucoromycota, Mucoromycetes, Mucorales, Mucoraceae.
AUGGUCGCCAAGAGACAUCCUCGCUAUCUCUCAUCAUCAACUCCUAACCGACAGCAACAAACGACUGCAUUGUAUUUAUGCUCAUCAUGCCACUCGGAGUUAUUUGACCAAAAAGACAUCAUCUCCAGAGCAUUUCAGGGCAGACAUGGACAAGCAUUCCUGAUUCAUCAAGUCAUCAACAUUUCAAUUGGAGAUCAGGAAGAAAGAAUGCUCAUGACCGGUCUUCACACGGUAGCAGACAUUUCAUGCAGCGUCUGUUGCGGUACAAUUGGGUGGGUGUACAUCAAAUCACCAGAAAUGAACCAGAAAUACAAGGAAAACAAAUUCAUCAUAGAGAAACUACGAGUAAUAAAAGAGGCUGUUGUAUAA